GACUCCGAACUGGACGGGUUUUUCCCACAUUUCAUCGUCGUGCUCUUCAACAGCGCCUUUUGCAAUCGUUCAACAUGAAUUGAUCAUGAAUGGAUGCGCUUUCAACGUUGGGCGCAGGAGGUUUCAACUCCCAAGUGUACCCGGCUUAGCGAGCGCGGUAUUCCAGAGGAGCAUUGCUGCUACAUUUAUUCGGUCCACCGUCAGGCCGACACAUAGCAAAAUCUCAUCAAAAUUGAGCAGCUGCAUCGCGGGACACACAUUCUCCCGACAACUGCAUAUCACCGUCAUCAGGAGCUGCUCACCACCGCCCCUUGCCUCCUCCGUGAUUGUAAAACAGCUACGAUGCAGAACUCGUCUUGGUUUCUCUGCGCAUCAUCGGAUCCCUAACACCUUUCUCGACAUAAACUUGCUCGCGGGAUAUCGACGAUGGAAUAGCAAUGAUAAAAAGUCAGACGAACUGCGAACGGCUAGCAGGUCAUCACCAACCACUGAAAGCCCGAAAUCAGAUCUGCCAUCACCUAACCCAGCAGCAACGACAACUGGUACCGGCAAGACCCUUCUGAAUCGACUUCCCGCGUUGCACCGACCGACGAAGGAGGAGCUCCUUGCUGCUGCAACAGGUUUCUGGCAUCGACUGCAGAUUCGCUUUAAAUGGUUUUCAAUACGAAGCAGUCGACCAUUCAAUUUCGACGAGAUCUUCGCAUUCGCUAGCUGGAUAUUUUGGGGACAUAUCUUAUGGGUGGUCAUUGGCACAACAACAUUUUUUGGAGUGACCAUCUGGGCACUCAACACUGUUUUCACGCAAGAGCAAGUUGCUAGCUGGGUUGCGGGUUACUUAACGAGAAGCGUGGGUGUUCAAAUAGUGUUCGAGAGCGCAAUUGUGCCACGUUGGAGCGAUGGCAAGAUCCGCUUCCGAAACGUCUUCAUCAGUCGGCGGCCAACCAACAAAAGACGACGGACAGUCAGCAAGGGCUCUUCUGCUACUGCGGCGGCGGCGGCGGCAGCAGAGGCACAGAUCGAAAAGGACAAGCUGAAAGAUUCUCCUCAAGAGGCCACAAAAUUGGAGGAGCUCGACGACGGGAAUUACACUCAAUUUGAUCUUCAAGUGGAUACGAUUGAAAUUUCGCUCUCAUUCACUAAGUGGUUCAACGGCAAGGGCUUACUACGAGAUGUCGAAGUGCGUGGAGUCCGCGGAGUGCUUGACCGAACGAAUGUGAAGCCUGUGAAAGUGCCACAAGAUCCGACCAAGAACCGGCGAAAGCACAACACUGGCGACUUUGAAAUCGACAGUUUCAAACUUGAUGAUGUGCUACUGACAAUGUACCAACCGGGUGGCUUUCGGCCUUACACGAUCAGCGUUUUCAAUGGGGAAUUGCCCAGACUUCGCAAGCAAUGGCUUUUCUACGAUAUCCUCAACGCGAACAAUAUCAGUGGCAGCUUUGAUGAAUCGUUGUUCACAAUUCACCCCCGACAAGUCCAUGGAUACACAGGUGCGCCGCUGGUUGAUGGGCGUGAUCCAGACGCUGCGCAAUGGAAGAAGCACAGCAGACUUCGAGUUGACGGCCUCAAGAUCGAUCACCUCAAUCGCGGUGUGGAAGGACCUUUCAGCUGGAUAUAUGAAGGCAACAUCGACAUUGUAGCAGACUACAUGAUACCAAAUGAUGCCGAUGAUAGCGUUGCCAAAGUUUUCACUGACAUAUAUGAGCGCUUGGAGACGACGGUCAUUAACUCACAUCCACGAGAAGAUGCCUCGAACGCCCAAAAUGUCAUUCACAACUCUUCUGAGUCACCUGACGGAGCGUCUGUCGAGCCUGCAUUCCUGACAGAAAAUGACAAACGCCCGGUGGUUAUAGAUCUGAAGCUUCAUCUCAAUGAUGUACGAGCUAGCAUUCCGAUCUUCAACAACACUCUGUCGUACGUCAACAACGCCGCUGUACGCCCAAUCAUUGCGUAUAUCAACAGUCAUUCUCAUGGCGGAUCGAACUUUAUUCCCAUUUCCUGCCGCAUUGUGAAGCGGCUCAGCGACUUUGAUGGAUCGUGGACGGUCUUUGACUGCGGUCUAGUCAACAACGUCAGCAAAGAAGUGUAUCGCGCGUUUGUAAGCGAUAUCGGUGAUCGCAAGCAUCGCAAUCGCCGGCUAAAGAAGGUGACAUUGUGGGCGGCGUCGGUUGCAGCGCAAGCUUUGUUUAUUGGACUAGCAGGGCAACUGGCUUGAUUCUCCACUUCAACAAUCUUCGCGGAUCGACUAUGAUGAUCGCUGCGUUGCCAAUGCUUGGAGCGAUGGUGUUUCGGAAGGGUCAUUUCAUGUGGGAAUUUUAUGGCGUUGAUGGCUGGGAGGAUAUUUCAUGUUUUGCGGCGUCUACUGCAUAGAUUCAUGACAUUCGAAGGGCGGCGUCCCUCUGUGCGAUAGAGAUAUACGAUAAUUGCCUGUUUUAUUUUAAACCUGUAACUCGUCACACGAAAAUCAUACACCUUGUGAGGCGGCACAAAUCCGUUCUGU
Messenger RNA from Dissoconium aciculare CBS 342.82, 2500 nucleotides. RefSeq lists its product as uncharacterized. The transcript has a single exon. The coding region runs from base 86 to 2215 and encodes 709 amino acids. The record is from RefSeq and is a predicted model, not a curated record. Gene Ontology annotation, cellular component: mitochondrial inner membrane. Gene Ontology annotation, biological process: mitochondrion inheritance. NCBI's taxonomy places the organism in Eukaryota, Fungi, Ascomycota, Dothideomycetes, Mycosphaerellales, Dissoconiaceae.